This is a messenger RNA of Heterocephalus glaber (naked mole-rat), 901 nucleotides long. The record is from RefSeq and is a predicted model, not a curated record. NCBI's taxonomy places the organism in Eukaryota, Metazoa, Chordata, Mammalia, Rodentia, Bathyergidae.
GCCCAGACUUGUGCAACCCUCACCCUGGCUUCCGCCUCCGCCCUUGAGGCACCUUCCUCUUUGGCAGCCACCAUGACACCUGCCAGGCAGCUGUGGGGAGCCUGUGCGACCCUGUGGGUCUUCAUGCUGCUGCUGUGCUGUCUGCUUCCCCAAGGUGCCCAAGAGCAGAUGUUCCCACUGUGGCUGGAGCCCCCGGCUGCCGUGCUUGCUGCUGGUGGCUCUGUCUUGGUCAACUGUAGCACUGAGUGCCCCAGCCCCUCAAACCUCAUUCUGGAAACGUCCCUGCCGAAGCAGCUGAAUGGCAGCAGCCCAGGCUGGGCAACUUUCUGGCUCAGCAAUUUGACUGAGGACACCAGGAUCAUGUGCUCCGUGCUGUGUGGUGGCUCGCAGGUGACAGCUUCCUCCAACAUCACCAUAUACCGUUUUCCGGAGGAGGUGGAGCUGAGCCCCCUGCCACCCUGGCAGCCCUGGGGCCAGGACCUCACCCUGCGCUGCCUCGUGGUGGGUGGGGCGCCCCGGAACAGGCUCACCGCGGUGCUGCUCCGGAACGAGGAGGAGCUGAGCCGGCAGCCGGUGAUCGGGGAGCCCACGGAAGUCACGGCCACCGUGCCAGUGGGCAAAGGCGACCACGGCGCCAACUUCUUGUGCCGCACGGAGCUGGACCUGCAAGCCGAGGGUCUGGGGCUGUUCCUGAACAAGUCAGCCGCCAGACAGCUUCGGACAUUCGGUGAGGCGCUGGGGAAGUGGGCUCAGAGGGAGGGGCUCCUGGGGAAGAGGGGUCCUUGGAAGGAGGUGACCCUUGCUAAAAUCCAGGUCACCUUGUGAAAAGGACCCUCAGGCAUGGUGGUGCACGCCUAUCAUCCCAGCACUUGGGAGGCUGAGGCAGGAGGAUCCCUGUGAG